Molecule: messenger RNA, 542 nt
Organism: Rhipicephalus sanguineus (brown dog tick)
Lineage: Eukaryota; Metazoa; Arthropoda; Arachnida; Ixodida; Ixodidae
Product: neprilysin-1-like
Exons: 6
Coding region: 1-435 (144 amino acids)
Biological process (GO): protein processing
Cellular component (GO): plasma membrane
Molecular function (GO): metalloendopeptidase activity
Source: RefSeq, a predicted model, not a curated record
AUGAAAAACUUCUACAACCCAUUCAGCAUUUAUUGGACGAGGCAAGCGUCUCAAGCUGUGAAGGCGAAGGAAGACUGCUUCGCAAAACAAUAUCGCGCUAACAAUUACCGUACGCCAUACGUAUUCACGAGGAUUGCUGAAAACGCCGCUCUACGCGUCGCAUUUGAGGAUUUUGAGCAGAGGCUGUUCGCGAAGCGUUACCUGAACGAGGACUACCGCCUCGACCAUUUAAACAUGACUGCGGACCAGCUUUUUUUCGUCUACUAUACACUGAGCUAUUGCAGCGAUAAUUCUCAAGAUAGUACCGACAAGCAAAUAUUUGUUCAAGAUAGAGUAAACGUUCCACUGAUGAAUAUGCAAGAGUUUGCGACCGCAUUCGACUGCGCAGCUGGAAAGCGCAUGAAUCCGUCGACGCGGUGCCUUUUCUGGGAAUGAGAGGCCCCCACUACUGUCAUCUUUCACGACACAACGUGCGACGUGUGAUAUUUUGUGUUGUUAAAGCAUUUACUUCAUUUAUUGCAAUACACCAAUGUAUGCUCUCU